Molecule: messenger RNA, 3414 nt
Organism: Chaetura pelagica (chimney swift)
Lineage: Eukaryota; Metazoa; Chordata; Aves; Apodiformes; Apodidae
Gene: DDB1
Product: damage-specific DNA binding protein 1, 127kDa
Exons: 26
Biological process (GO): DNA repair; proteasome-mediated ubiquitin-dependent protein catabolic process
Cellular component (GO): nucleus; site of double-strand break
Molecular function (GO): protein binding; nucleic acid binding
Source: RefSeq, a predicted model, not a curated record
GCCAUUUCACCUCAGCAGAGGAUCUGAACCUGCUGAUUGCCAAAAACACCCGGCUGGAGAUCUAUGUGGUGACAGCUGAGGGGCUGAGGCCUGUCAAGGAGGUGGGGAUGUACGGCAAGACUGCGGUCAUGGAGCUCUUCCGCCCCAAGGGGGAGAGCAAGGACCUGUUGUUCAUCCUGACAGCCAAGUACAAUGCCUGCAUCCUGGAGUACAAGCAGAACGGGGACAGCAUUGACAUCAUCACCCGUGCCCACGGGAAUGUGCAGGAUCGCAUCGGGCGCCCCUCGGAGACCGGGAUCAUCGGGAUCAUCGACCCCGAGUGCCGGAUGAUCGGGCUGCGCCUCUACGAUGGGCUCUUCAAGGUCAUUCCCUUGGACAGGGAGAACAAGGAGCUAAAGGCCUUCAACAUCCGCCUGGAAGAGCUCCAGGUCAUUGAUGUCAAGUUCCUCUAUGGCUGCCAGGCCCCCACCAUCUGCUUCGUCUACCAGGACCCUCAAGGUCGCCACGUCAAGACCUACGAGGUGUCCCUGCGUGAGAAGGAGUUUAACAAAGGGCCUUGGAAGCAGGAGAACGUGGAGGCUGAAGCCUCCAUGGUCAUUGCAGUGCCAGAGCCUUUUGGGGGUGCAAUCAUCAUCGGGCAGGAGUCCAUCACCUACCACAAUGGAGACAAGUAUCUUGCUAUAGCUCCACCCAUCAUCAAGCAAAGUACCAUCGUGUGCCACAACCGCGUGGAUCCCAACGGAUCCCGCUACUUGCUGGGGGACAUGGAAGGAAGGCUCUUCAUGCUGCUCCUGGAGAAGGAGGAGCAGAUGGAUGGCACUGUCACCUUGAAGGACCUGCGUGUGGAGCUGCUCGGCGAGACAUCCAUUGCAGAGUGCUUGACCUACCUGGACAAUGGAGUUGUGUUUGUGGGCUCUCGGCUGGGGGAUUCCCAGCUGGUGAAGCUCAACGUGGACAGCAACGAGCAGGGCUCCUACGUGGUGGCCAUGGAGACCUUCACCAACCUUGGUCCCAUCGUUGACAUGUGUGUGGUGGACCUGGAAAGACAAGGCCAAGGGCAGCUGGUUACGUGCUCAGGAGCCUUCAAGGAGGGUUCCCUGAGGAUCAUCAGGAAUGGCAUCGGGAUCCACGAACACGCCAGCAUUGACCUACCUGGGAUCAAAGGCUUGUGGCCCCUGAGGUCUGACUCUCAGCGUGAGACAGACAACACCUUGGUGCUGUCCUUUGUUGGCCAGACCAGGGUUCUGAUGUUGAAUGGGGAGGAAGUGGAAGAGACAGAGCUCACGGGGUUUGUGGAUGAUCAGCAGACCUUCUUCUGUGGCAACGUGGCACAUCAGCAGUUGAUCCAGAUCACCUCUGCCUCAGUGAGACUGGUCAGCCAGGAGCCCAAAGCCUUGGUGAGUGAGUGGAAAGAGCCCAACGGGAAGAAUAUCAGCGUGGCUUCCUGCAACAGCAACCAGGUGGUGGUGGCCGUGGGGCGAGCCCUGUACUACCUGGAGAUCCGACCCCAGGAGCUCAGGCAGAUCAGCUGCACAGAAAUGGAGCAUGAAGUUGCCUGCCUGGACAUCACCCCCCUGGGGGACAGCAAUGGCAUGUCCCCUCUGUGUGCCAUCGGGCUCUGGACUGACAUCUCUGCCCGCAUCCUCAAGCUGCCUUCCUUUGAACUUCUGCACAAGGAGAUGCUGGGAGGAGAGAUCAUCCCUCGCUCCAUCCUGAUGACCACCUUUGAGAGCAGCCAUUACCUCCUCUGUGCCUUGGGGGAUGGAGCUCUCUUCUACUUCGGGCUCAGCCUUGAGACAGGCUUGCUGAGUGACCGCAAGAAGGUGACCCUGGGGACCCAGCCCACGGUGCUGAGGACCUUCCGUUCCCUCUCCACCACCAACGUCUUCGCCUGCUCCGACCGCCCCACCGUCAUCUACAGCAGCAACCACAAGCUGGUCUUCUCCAACGUCAACCUGAAGGAGGUCAACUACAUGUGUCCUCUCAACUCUGAUGGCUACCCCGACAGCUUGGCCUUGGCCAACAACAGCACCCUGACCAUUGGCACCAUUGAUGAGAUCCAGAAGCUGCACAUCCGCACGGUGCCGCUCUACGAGUCUCCCAGGAAGAUCUGCUACCAGGAGGUGUCUCAGUGUUUUGGGGUGCUCUCCAGUCGGAUCGAGGUGCAGGAUGCCAGCGGGGGCACCACUGCACUCAGGCCCAGUGCCAGCACCCAGGCCCUCUCCAGUAGUGUGAGCACCAGCAAGCUCUUCUCCAGCAGCACCGCGCCGCACGAGACCUCCUUUGGAGAGGAGGUGGAGGUGCACAACCUGCUCAUCAUAGACCAGCACACCUUUGAAGUGCUCCAUGCUCACCAGUUCCUGCAGAACGAGUACGCCCUCAGCCUGGUCUCCUGCAAACUGGGCAAGGAUCCCAACACCUACUUCAUCGUGGGCACUGCCAUGGUCUAUCCUGAGGAGGCUGAGCCCAAGCAGGGCCGCAUCGUUGUCUUCCACUACUCUGAUGGGAAGCUGCAGAGCCUGGCUGAGAAGGAGGUGAAGGGAGCUGUGUAUUCCAUGGUGGAGUUCAAUGGGAAGUUGCUGGCCAGCAUCAACAGCACGGUCCGGCUGUACGAGUGGACAGCCGAGAAGGAGCUGCGCACCGAGUGCAACCACUACAACAACAUCAUGGCUCUCUACCUGAAGACCAAGGGGGACUUCAUCCUGGUAGGAGACCUGAUGAGGUCUGUCCUCCUCCUUGCCUACAAGCCCAUGGAAGGGAACUUUGAGGAGAUUGCUCGGGACUUCAAUCCAAACUGGAUGAGCGCCGUGGAGAUCCUGGAUGAUGACAACUUCUUGGGAGCAGAGAACGCUUUCAAUUUGUUUGUGUGCCAGAAGGACAGCGCCGCCACCACCGACGAGGAACGGCAGCACUUGCAGGAGGUGGGACUGUCCCACCUGGGGGAGUUUGUCAACGUCUUCUGCCACGGAUCCCUGGUCAUGCAGAACCUGGGGGAGACGUCCACACCGACGCAGGGCUCGGUUCUCUUUGGCACAGUCAACGGCAUGAUUGGCCUGGUGACCUCCCUGUCAGAGAGCUGGUACAACCUCCUCCUGGACAUGCAGAACAGGCUGAAUAAAGUCAUCAAGAGCGUGGGCAAGAUUGAACACUCUUUUUGGAGAUCAUUUCACACCGAGCGCAAGACGGAACCGGCCACGGGCUUCAUUGACGGGGACCUGAUCGAGAGCUUCCUGGACAUCAGCAGGCCCAAGAUGCAGGAGGUGGUGGCAAACUUGCAGAUCGACGACGGCAGCGGCAUGAAAAGAGAGGCCACCGUGGACGACCUGAUCAAGAUCGUGGAGGAGCUGACCCGGAUCCAUUAGCAGGAUCCAGAAUGAUCCUUCCCUGGCCCUUUUCCUCCACGUCGAGCAAGGG